GGCCCCUGGCAGGCUCUUCCCCCGCCGCCUCCCGCUCUCUGCCGGGUCUGAGACCCUCUCUGUCUCUACGCGUCUCGCCUCCGGCCGUGACGACAUGAGCAACAAAGAAGGAGCGGGCGGGUUCCGGAAGAGGAAGCACGACAGCUUCCCCCACGGCCCGCGGAGGGAAGGGAAGGACGUGAACGCGUCGUCCCCCGUGAUGGUGGCCUUCAAAUCCUUUCAGCAGGAACUCGAUGCACGACAUGACAAAUAUGAGAGACUUGUAAAACUCAGUCGGGAUAUAACCGUAGAAAGUAAAAGGAUAAUCUUUCUGCUCCAUAGGAUUACAAGCACUCCUGAUAUGGAGGAAAUACUGACUGAGUCGGAAAUUAAAUUGGAUGGUGUCAGACAAAAGAUACUGCAGGUGGCCCAGGAGCUCUUGGGAGAAGAGAUGCAUCAAUUCCAUAGAGCCAUUACGACAGGGCUCCAGGAAUAUGUGGAGGCCGUCUCUUUUCAACACUUCAUCAGAACACGAUCACUGAUCAGUAUGGAGGAAAUCAAUAAGCAGUUGGUAUUUACAACGGAAGACAGUGGGAAAGAAAACAAGACGCCCUCCUCCGACGCUCACGAUAAAGAGUCUGGUACUUGGAGACUGAGAAUCACCCCUGUCGAUUACCUGCUGGGAGUGGCCGAUCUGACCGGCGAGUUGAUGCGGAUGUGCAUUAACAGCGUGGGCAACGGGGACAUCGACACCCCCUUUGAAGUGAGCCAGUUCUUACGCCAGGUGUAUGAUGGGUUUUCAUUCAUUGGCAAUACCGGCCCUUACGAGGUGUCUAAGAAGCUCUAUACCUUGAAGCAGAGCCUGGCCAAGGUGGAGAAUGCCUGUUAUGCCUUGAAAGUCAGAGGCUCAGAAAUUCCCAAACACAUGCUGGCAGAUGUCUUUUCAGUUAAAACAGAAAUGAUUGAUCAAGAAGAGGGCAUUUCUUAGAAUAACAUCACCCACUUGUUAUUCUCUUGAACUCCUAAGAGAGACCAGUUUGUGAGACUGUUACUGGGUAUUGUAUCUGACUUUAUUGUGGCUUUUACAUAGGACAUUUUCAGUUUCACUUGUUUGGAAUUAUAAACAAGCUGUACAUAAAAUUAUCAAAAUGAAGCAUUUUCUACUUCUUACUCAUGAAAGCUUGCAUACAAGUGUUUGCCUAGAGGCCUGUCUGAAUUUUUGUGGGCUAAAUUCCAUCACUUGUCUCUUGUCUUGUGUGAGUGUGCCUGAGUGCGCUUUCUGCACCCGUUUCGCUUCACUUUGUGUGGGUUUUGAGUGCUAGUAAUUAGUGGAAGCCAAUCAUAACUUAAGUCGGUGGUUUUGUAAUACAUAGAAAAGACUUUCUAGUCAUACACCUGGACUUGAGCUUUUUGUUUUAAUUUCUUGGUAGUAGUGUGCCAAGCCUCCAAAAUAGGCUUAUUCCAUAGAACAGAAUUAAAAUUACAAAGUUAUCAAUAUACUUUAAUUUUAUGUGGCAUCAUGGUAAGAAUUCACAGUAUGUUCUGGCUAAUUUAGGCCACUUUGAAUCCCCAUGAUGAAAUAGCCUUCCAGAAAAAUUGACAGAUACCCAGAUGUCAGUUUCUACUUUUAACUUUUGUGCUUUAUCACAGAAAAUCGGAUAGAGAAUUGGAAUUAAUAUUGUAAUAUUUUUACUGGUGUUUUAGUUGAAUUAUAUGCUUGUACAUACAACUGUAAAACUUUUAGUGGUGAUUAGUUGGCAGUUUUUUUUUUGUUGUCUAUUAUAUUGACAUUAGGCAUGUUUGGAGACUUUCCUAUUCUAGCAUCUAUAAGAAAUUAUAUUUAAGUAAUUAUAAUGAAGUUUUGAAAUUUUUGAAAUACUAAGUUAACCCAAGCCUUUAUAGUUGUCUAGUUGUCCAGUUGUGUUCAUCGAUAGUAUAAAAGUUGCCAAAGAAAACUGAUCCUGUACAAUUCAGCAAUAAGACAAUUGUCAACACAUUGGGAACAACAAUGGUAGUUUCUAGUUACAUUUAGCGUUGGCAUUUGCCUACAGAAAUUAGUUGUAGAUGAUCCCCUGUGAUGUGAAACUGACCUGAGCAUGACCUGAGCUGUUGGUGACAACCAGACAUUUCCACUGGGUUUUGUAAGUUUUGAAAAAUUAGAAACCGGAUUUUAUUUUUUGAAAGAUUAGCUGCUCUGUUUGUAAGAGCUGAUUCUUUGAAAGUGUAAUUUACCCCCAACAAAUUACCUAGAGGAAAAAAAAACAUAGGCAUGCCGAAUAAAUUAGGUUUGUUAGUUUGUUUUGGUGGUAGUGACUUUUUUGUUUCCCUAUUCGAAGAUAGAUCGCUGAAAUGUAGUCUCAUUACAUAUUUUUGUUUCUUCUGCCACUUGAAGUUAAAUUUAUGUUAAAAGCAAAAAUAUCUUACAGAUGUUUAAAACUGAAGUCUUUGAAUAAAAUAUUAAAACAUAAAGUUAA
Messenger RNA from Myotis brandtii (Brandt's bat), 2453 nucleotides. RefSeq names its product translin-associated factor X (gene TSNAX). NCBI's taxonomy places the organism in Eukaryota, Metazoa, Chordata, Mammalia, Chiroptera, Vespertilionidae. Gene Ontology annotation, molecular function: sequence-specific DNA binding; RNA endonuclease activity; RNA binding. The record is from RefSeq and is a predicted model, not a curated record. Bases 95 to 967 code for a protein of 290 amino acids. Gene Ontology annotation, cellular component: nucleus; cytoplasm. The transcript is spliced from 6 exons.